Engraulis encrasicolus (European anchovy) is the source of this 10898-nucleotide messenger RNA. It is a transcript of the gene csmd2, whose product is annotated as CUB and Sushi multiple domains 2. NCBI's taxonomy places the organism in Eukaryota, Metazoa, Chordata, Actinopteri, Clupeiformes, Engraulidae. The record is from RefSeq and is a predicted model, not a curated record. Bases 1 to 10869 code for a protein of 3622 amino acids. The transcript has 70 exons.
AUGAGCUGCUCUGAAUCUACGAAUCAGCCUGACGGAGGAAGGAGGCAAGUGGAGUCACGGACAGCAGAGUGCCCGUACAGCAGCAGCAGACACCACCACACUACCGGAGCUAGUAGGAGCGUGAACCGAACAGGGAUUUUUGCGCUAAUGAAGGCGUGCGCGCGGACGCAUCACUGGAGCCGGGUGCUGCUCUUGUACAUGGGGCUGCUGGCCACCACAGCAACGGACGCUCAGAACUGUAGCUACACGCUGCUCAACCCCAACGGUACGAUAGAGAGCCCAGGUUACCCCUACGGCUACCCCAACUAUGCCAACUGCACCUGGGUUAUCGUGGCUCAGGAGCACCACCGCAUCCAGCUGGUGUUCCAAGGAUUCGCCCUGGAGGAGGACUUCGACAUCCUGUCGGUCUACGACGGACAACCCAGCCCUGGCAACCUGCGGACCAGGUUGACUGGUUUCAAUCUGCCUUCUCCCAUAGUGAGCACUGGGUCUCGCUUGACCCUAUGGCUGCUCUCCGACUAUGCCGUCAGUGGACAGGGCUUCAAAGCCGUCUACGAGGCUCUACCCAGCUACACGUGUGGCAACCCUGGCCAGCUGCUGAACGGCUUCCAGCAGGGGGCGACGUUCAACAUCGGGGACAAGAUCCGCUACAGCUGCGGUCAGGGCUACGUGCUGGAGGGACACACCAUACUGUCCUGUCUGGCAACCUCCUCCGGGACGGCCGCAUGGGACUUCCCCCUGCCCUACUGCAGAGCGGAUGACGGUUGUGGUGGCACGCUGCGUGGCCAAAGUGGGGUGAUCAGUAGCCCCAACUACCCGCAGGAGUACAGCAACAACGCCGACUGCACCUGGACCAUCCUGGCGGAGCCGGGCGACACCAUCGCCCUGGUCUUCUCCGACUUCCAGCUGGAGGACGACUACGAUGUGCUGGAGGUCAGCGGCACGGAGGGCUCGUCGCAGUGGUUUACAGGCCCUAACCUCCCCUCCCCGAUCAUCAGUAGCAAAAACUGGCUACGCCUGCACCUCAUUACCGACGGAAACCACAAGCUACGUGGCUUCACUGCCCAGUACCAAGUGAAGAAGAUGACUGAGCUGAAGUCCAGAGGAGUGAAGAUGCUCCCCAGUAAGGACAACCACAGCAAGAUAUCAGUGUUGUCCCAGAUGGGUGUGGCGCAGGGCCACAACAUGUGUCCUGAUCCAGGGAUUCCGGACCGGGGGAAGAGGAAGGGAUCCGACUUCAGGCGUGGGGCGACGGUGCACUUCUCCUGCGAUGAAGGCUAUGAGCUGCAGGGCACCAAGAGCAUCACCUGCCUCCGCGUCACCGACAGCUACGUGGGAUGGAGCGACGACAGGCCAAUAUGCAGAGCUCCUAUGUGUGGUGGGCAGUUAAGAGGUCCGAGUGGGGUCAUCACGUCUCCCAACUUCCCCGUCCAGUAUGACAACAACGCAAACUGCACCUGGGUCAUCUCUGCUUCGGACCCUUCAAAGGUUAUCAAGCUGACGUUUGAGGACUUUGAGCUGGAGCGCGGCUACGACACGCUAACGGUGGGGGACGGAGCCACGGUGGGAGAUCAGAGGACCGUCUUUCACGUGUUGUCCGGGACCACGACCCCAGACCUGGUGGUCAGCACCAGCCACCAGAUGUGGCUCAACUUCAAGACCGACGACACCAGCGGAUCCCUGGGCUUCAAAGUUUCCUACGAAGAAAUUGAGCAGGGCAGCUGCGGAGACCCUGGCAUCCCAGCUUACGGCAAGCGCGAAGGGACAGGCUUCAGGCACGGCGACCGCCUGUACUUUGAAUGUUUGCCGGCAUUUGACUUGGUUGGCAAGAAGAACAUUAGCUGCCAGAAAAACAACCAGUGGUCAGCCAAGAAGCCCAGCUGUGUCUUCUCCUGCUUCUUCAACUUCACCAGUCCGUCAGGCGUACUGCUCUCGCCCCACUACCCGCAGGAGUAUGGCAACAACAUGCACUGCGUCUGGCUGAUCAUCGCGCGGCCCGAGAGCCGCAUCAACCUGGCCUUCAACGACCUGGCCAUGGAGAAGCAGUUCGACUUCCUGUCCAUCAAGGACGGCGGCAAGGCCGAGUCACCCAUCCUGGGCACCUUCUCCGGCGACGCACUGCCACCGCCCAUCACAACCAGCGGGCACGUGGCGCGGCUGGAGUUCCUCACGGACCACACGUACACCAACCGCGGAUUCAACAUCACCUUUACAACUUUCCGUCAUAACGAGUGUCCGGAUCCCGGCGUGCCGGUGAACGGGAGGCGUUUUGGGGACAACCUACAGCUGGGCAGCUCCAUCUCCUUCCUGUGCGAGGACGGCUUUGUGAAGACCAUGGGAUCCCAGACUAUCUCCUGCAUCCUCAAGGAUGGCAACGUGGUCUGGGAUAACGCCGUGCCUCGCUGUGAAGCUCCAUGUGGGGGUGACCUGAAGGCCCCCAGUGGCAUCAUCCUCUCUCCUGGGUGGCCGGAGCUCUACAAGGAGGCCCUGAACUGCGAAUGGAUCAUCGAAGCGCCACCUGGAUACCCUAUCAAGAUCAUUUUUGAUAAGUUCCGUACGGAGGUGAACUAUGAUGUCCUGGAGGUGCGUGACGGGCGUUUCCCCUCCUCUCAUCUGAUUGGUAGUUACCAGGGAACGCAGGUGCCUCAGUUCCUCAUCAGCACCUCCAACUUCCUGUACCUGCUCUUCUCCACCGACAAGAGCCACUCGGACAUCGGCUUUCGCAUACGCUACGAGACCCUGCAGUUGCAGUCAGACCACUGUGUUGACCCUGGUAUCCCGGUCAACGGCCAGCGCCAUGGCAAUGAUUUCUACGUGGGGGCGCUGGUGACCUUCAGCUGUGAUGCGGGGUACACGCUCAGCGACCCCGAACCCCUCGAGUGUGAACCCAACUUCCAGUGGAGCCGACCGCUGCCCAGCUGCGAUGCUCUGUGCGGAGGGUUCAUCCAGGGUAGUACGGGUACCAUCUUGUCUCCCGGCUUCCCAGACUUCUACCCCCACAACCUCAACUGCACCUGGAUGAUCGAGUCGGCACACGGCAAAGGAGUGCAGUUCACCUUCCACACCUUCCACCUGGAGAGCCCUCACGACUACCUGUUGGUGACGGAGAACGGCAGCUUCUCGGAGCCUCUAUGGCGCCUGACGGGCUCCACCCUCCCUCCACCGCUCAGUGCCGGUCUCUAUGGCAACUACACCGCACAGAUACGCUUCCUGUCCGACUUCUCAGUGUCCUACGAGGGAUUUAACAUCACUUACUCAGAAUACGACCUGGAGCCUUGCGAGGACCCGGGCAUCCCGCCAUUCAGCCAGCGCAAGGGGCUGCAGUUUGGGGUGGGCGACGCCCUGAUCUUCUCCUGCUUUCCCCAGUACCGGCUGGAGGGGCCCGCCCGAGUGGUCUGCCUGGGGGGCAGGAGGCGCGUCUGGAGCUCACCGCUGCCCAGAUGUGUGGCCGAGUGUGGUUCCUCAGUAACCGGUACCCAGGGGGUCCUGGUAUCCCCCCAGUAUCCAAACUACUACCGCAACAACCACGAGUGCAUUUACUCCAUUCAGACACAGCCGGGCAAAGGAAUACAGCUGCGCGCACGCGAGUUUCACCUGGAGGAAGGGGACCUGCUCAAGGUGUAUGACGGCCCAAAUAACAAAGCUCGUCUGCUGGGAGUCUACACGGGCUCGGAGAUGCUGGACAAUGUCCUGAACAGCACGUCCAGCACCAUGUGGCUGGAGUUCAUCAGCAACGAUGACAACACCAGCAAGGGCUUCGAGCUGCCCUUUACUAGCUUUGAGCUGGUAAAGUGUGAGGACCCCGGUGUGCCCCAGUUUGGCUACAAGAGCGAGGAUAAGGGCCACUACGCGGGCAGCAGUGUCUCCUUCAGCUGUGACCCUGGAUACUCGCUCAAGGGCAACCCACUGCUCACAUGCCUCAGAGGAGAGAGGAGAGCAUGGGAUAACCCUCUGCCCACGUGUGUUGCUGAGUGUGGAGGUUCCAUGAAGGACGAGGCGUCGGGGCGUAUCCUGUCUCCAGGCUACCCAGCACCCUACGAACACAACCUGCACUGCAUAUGGACAAUAGAGGCUCCCCCUGGCAGCACCAUCGGGCUUCACUUCCUGGUGUUCCAUACGGAGGAGGUGCAUGACGUUCUGCGCAUCUGGGACGGUCCCCAGGAUGGGGGGGUUCUACUGCGGGAGCUGAGUGGUUCCACGCUGCCCCCGGACCUCCACAGCACCUUCAACCACAUCAGCCUCCAGUUCACUACAGACUUCUUCACUAGCAAACAGGGCUUUGCUCUGCAGUUCUCAGUCUCCACGGCAACGUCAUGUAACGACCCCGGCACCCCGACCAAUGGGACUCGUAGCGGCGACAGCGGCGACCCUGGCGAUCACGUGAUCUUCCAGUGCGAUCACGGCUACAUCCUGCAGGGGGCGCCCAAAAUCACCUGCACCGAGAUCAACAACCGCUUCUUUUGGCAGCCUGACCCGCCCACAUGCACAGCUCCAUGUGGUGGUAACCUGACUGGUCCUAAUGGCCUGAUCCUGUCUCCGGAGUAUCCAGAGCCUUAUCCUCACGGCCGCGAGUGCGACUGGCUCGUCACCGUCACACCUGACUACAUCAUCUCACUCAACUUCGUACAAUUCAGUCUGGAGCCGAGCUAUGACUUCCUGCACGUGUACGACGGUCCCGACUCCCUGAGCCCCCUGCUGGGCAGCUUCUACGGUACCGACGCCCCCGAGCGCAUCGAGAGCAGCAACAACACCCUCUUCCUCGCCUUCAGAAGCGACGCCUCGCUCAGCAGCAACGGAUUCGUCCUGCAGUACACAGAGAACCCGCGCGAGUCGUGCUUUGAGCCGGGUCAGGUCCGCAACGGGACACGCGUGGGCUCGGACCUGCGGCUGGGCUCGAGCGUGACGUUCCACUGCGAUACCGGCUACAGCCUGGAGGGGGAGCCCAGCAGCACCUGCGUCAUGGGGGCCGACAGCAAGCCAGUCUGGAACAAAGCCAAACCUGUCUGCAUAGCUCCGUGUGGGGGUCAGUACUCUGGUCUGGAGGGGGUGGUGCUCUCUCCUGGUUACCCUGGCAACUACAGCAGCAGACGGACAUGCCUCUACUCAGUCACCGUGCCCAAAGACUAUGUGGUCUUCAGCCAGUUUGCCUUCUUCCACACUGCUCUGAAUGACCUGGUGGAGGUGUACGACGGCCCUACACAGCAGGCUCGGGUCCUCAGCUCGCUCUCCGGAGCACACUCUGGCGAGUCUCUUCCCCUGGCAACGUCCAAUGAGAUUCUGAUCCGCUUCACCUCUAAAGGGCAGGCCACCUCACGAGGAUUUCAUCUGGUCUACCAAGCUGUGCCGAGGACCAGUGCCACGCAGUGUAGCUCUGUGCCAGAGCCCCGUCACGGGCGUCGUACGGGCAACAGCUUUGCGGUGGGGGCGGUGGUGCGCUUCGAGUGUGUCCCCGGAUAUGCCCUGGAGGGACCCCAUGCCAUCGAGUGUCUAACCGUACCCAACGCACUGGCGCAGUGGAACAGCUCCAUACCCAGCUGCAUAGUGCCGUGUGGGGGUAACCUGACGCAGCGUACGGGCACCAUCUUGUCGCCUGGCUACCCAGAGCCGUACCUCAACAGCCUGAGCUGUGUAUGGAAGAUCACCGUACCGGAGGGCUCUGGCAUACAGAUCCAGGUGAUUAGCUUUGUGACAGAGCAGAACUGGGAUGCUCUGGAGGUUUACGACGGCAGAGACAACACGGAUCCCCAGCUGGGCAGUUUCUCAGGCACCACAGUCCCCGCCCUCCUCAACAGCACCUCCAAUCAGCUGCACCUGCACUUCUUCUCUGACAUCAGCGUGUCUGCCGCAGGCUUCCGGCUGGAGUACAAGACGGUGUCUCUAACGAGCUGUGCGGAGCCGAUGAUUCCUAUGAACGGCUACAAGGUUGGGGAGCGCCAGCAGAUGAACAACGUGGUCUCUUUCCAGUGUGAGCCGGGCUACACACUACAGGGCAACUCGCACAUCACCUGCAUGCCAGGGACAGUUCGGCGAUGGAACUACCCUCCCCCUCUUUGUAUUGCCCAGUGUGGUGGUAUUCGUGAAGAUAUGGAGGGCACCAUUCUCAGCCCUGGUUUCCCUGGCAACUACCCCAGCAACAGCGACUGUACCUGGAGGAUCUACCUACCGGUUGGCUUUGGUGCCCAUGUGCAGUUCCUGAACUUCUCCACGGAGGCCAACCAUGACUUCCUGGAGAUCCGCAAUGGCCCCUUCGAGACCAGCUCUGUGAUUGGUCGAUUCAGUGGAGAGGAAGUCCCGCCUCCCCUCUUCACCACUUCUCACGAGACCACCAUCUAUUUCCACAGCGACCACUCGCAGAACCGACCCGGCUUCAGGAUGGACUACCAGUUCUAUGAGUUGCAGGAGUGUCGUAUUCCGGAGGUCUUCCCGUACGGAGUGGUGGUGGGGGCGGGCUUUAACGUGGGCCAAUCAAUCACCUUCGAGUGUUUUCCUGGUUACCAGCUGAUUGGCCAACCAGUGCUCACCUGCCAACACGGAACCACGCGGGACUGGGACCACCCCUUCCCACACUGCGAAGUUCCCUGUGGUGGUAACUUCACAUCUGAGAAGGGCACGGUGUUCUCCCCCGGUUACCCGGACGACUACCCCAGCUCGGCGGACUGCUCCUGGCUCAUCACGGUUGGCAUGGGGAUGGGCAUCAGGCUCAACUUCACCGAGCUACGCGUACACGGAGCACACGACUUCAUCACCGUAUGGGAUGGUCCGCAGGAGACGGCUCGUAAGCUCGGGGUGUUUACGGAGGGCGAGCCAAAUGAGCCCCCCAGCAGCACGUCCAAUCAGGUGCUAAUACGUUUCCGUAGCAACAGCGAGAAGGGUGGCAAGUUCAUCAUCAACUACCAGGCCUAUAGAUUGCAGUACUGCCUGGCUCCCCCCAUCAUCCCCAAUGCUGAGAUCCUCAUGGCCAGCAAAGAAUUCAAAAUAGGUGACAUAGUGCGCUACCGCUGCCUGCCGGGCUACCAGCUGACUGGCAACAGCAUCCUCACCUGUCGCCUCGGGAUACACCUGGAGUUUGAAGGACCGCCUCCUACCUGCGAUGUGACUUGCCCCAUGAAUGAGGUGCAGGUCCUGACCGCCUCCACAGGGGUGAUUCUGAGCCAGUCGCCCGGGAACGGCUUCCCUCUCCUGGGGGCCUGCUCCUGGAUAGUCAAGGUGGAGCCUGGAUACAACAUCUCCUUCACCAUCGAGCACUUCCAGACCAGCCGACAGUUCGAUGAGCUCGAGAUCUUUGAUGGUCCGUCCAGACAGUCUCCUCUGCUGAAGACCUUGAGUGGGAACUACACCUCCCCUCUCAGCAUCACCAGUUCCUCCAACAAGGUCUACCUGCACUGGUCCUUCGACCACACAUCCAGACACAAGGGCUUCAGGAUACGCUACGCAGCGGCCUAUUGCAGUGCCCCUGCGCCCCCUGCCAACGGCUCUGUCCACAGUCAGACGGGCACCAAGCUGGGCAGCACGCUACGCUUCGCCUGCGACCAGGGCUUUCGUCUGAUUGGCCAGAGCAGCGCCACCUGCACGCGCAACCAGCAAGGCAUCUACCAAUGGAACGCCCCAGUGCCACUCUGCCAAGUGGUGUCGUGUGGGAUGCCUCUGGCUCCGGUGAACGGCACUGUGGUUGGCCAGGACUUCACCAUGGGCACCAGGGUGGAGUUUCAGUGCAACCCCGGCUUCCGAUUGGUUGGCCCCUCUACCCCGGCAACGGUCACCUGUCAGGAGUCGGGCAGGUGGAGCACUCUAGAGGCCCAGCCACGUUGCGUCCCGGUGACGUGUCCAGACAUCGGCCACUCGGCUGUGGUGCACGGUCGCUGGCGUCUGAUCUACGGCGUGCCGAACCUCUUCGAGACCCUCAUGAUGUUGACCUGCGACCCCGGGUACUACUACAGGGGUCAAAGGGUCAUCAGCUGCCAGCCCAACGGAACGUGGAACUUCCCACAGCCACGGCCCUCCUGUGACAUCAUUUCUUGUGGUGAGCUGGGUACCCCUCCUAAUGGGAAUAAGAUCGGAACCCUGACGGUGUACGGAGCCACCGCCAUCUUCUCCUGCAACACCGGCUACACGCUGGUCGGAUCGCGCGUACGCGAGUGCAUGUCCAACGGACUGUGGAGCGGAACAGAGGUCCAGUGUCUGGCGGGUCACUGCGGUGUGCCGGAGCCCAUAGUGAAUGGCCAGAUCGUGGGGGAGAACUAUAACUACCGUGGCUCGGUGGUGUACCAGUGCAACCCCGGCUUCCGCCUCAUCGGGGUCUCCGUGCGCAUCUGCGACCAGGACCACCGCUGGUCCGGCAGGACACCCCUCUGCGUCCCCAUCACCUGUGGCCACCCAGGUAACCCGGGCAACGGCCUGACCCAGGGCACUCAGUUCAACCUGAACGACAUGGUGCGAUUCGCCUGCAAUACCGGAUAUGUCCUACAGGGUGCUGCCAAAUCACACUGCCAGGCCAACGGACAGUGGAGCAACGUCCUGCCCAAGUGCAAAAUUGUGAACUGUACAGACCCUGGCCAUGUGGAGAGCAGCGUGCGUCAGGUGUUGGCCAGUGGCCCCCACCGCUACAGCUUCCAGACCACCGUGUCCUUCAGCUGCAACCCUGGGUACUACCUGCUGGGCACCAGCACUCUGGCCUGCCAGGGGGACGGCACCUGGGAUAGGUCGCUCCCCAAGUGUCUGUUGGUGUUGUGUGAUAGGCCCAGUAUGCCCCCGUAUGCCCAGAUCUCUGGUGACCGCCGCACGGUGGGCUCCGUCAUCCGCUACAGCUGCAUGGGCGGCCGCAGCAUCGUGGGCAACACCACCCGCAUGUGCCAACUGGACGGCCACUGGAGCGGCAACCUGCCACACUGCUCAGGAGAGACACUGAGUGUGUGUGGAGACCCUGGUGUGCCGGUGCACGGCAUUCGUCUGGGAGAGGAGUUUGGCGUGGGCAGUGUGGUCCGCUUCAGCUGUGAGCCGGGAUACACAUCCGCCGGGUCCUCAGAACGAACAUGUCUCAACAACGGCACAUGGACUGGAACCCAGCCCGAAUGUCAUGUGGUGUCCUGUGGUAACCCGGGUACUCCGCGUAAUGCCCAGAUCCAGUUCCACGAUGGCCUGGUCUUCUCGCGCUCCAUCACCUACGCCUGCAGGGAGGGCUACUACUCCACAGGCCUGCUCACACGCCACUGCACCGUCAACGGCACCUGGACUGGGAACAUGCCCGAGUGCUCCGUGAUUAACUGUGGUGAUCCCGGCGUGCCUGCUAACGGUCUGAGGCUGGGCUCUGACUUCACGUUUGGCCGCAGCGUGUCCUUCCAGUGUGCCCCAGGCUACACCAUCGACGCCGACCGCGCCUCCACUCUCAUCUGCACAAAAGACCGCACCUGGAACGGAACCAAGCCCAUCUGCAAAGCGAUCGUGUGUGGGCCUCCCCCAGUGAUCCCCAAUGGUCAGGUGGUGGGGAGUGAUUUCCAGUGGGGGGGCAGCGUCAGCUACUCCUGUAACCAGGGUUACCAGCUGUCCCUCCCCACCAUCCUCACCUGCCAGGGAGGGGGCAACUGGAGCGGAGAGAAGCCACAGUGCUUCCCUGUGUUCUGCGGAGACCCAGGCAUCCCGGCUCAGGGCCGGCGUGAGGACCGGGGCUUCACCUACCUGUCCCCGGUCACCUUCACCUGCUCCUCCCCCCUCACGCUGGUGGGCUCCAAGGUGCGCUACUGCCAGUACGACGGGAAGUGGAGCGGAACCCAGCCCUCCUGCAUAGACCCCAGUCACACCACCUGCGUGGACCCCGGCACCCCGCUGUUUGGACAUCAGAACAGCACACAGGGAUACCAGAUCACCAGUACUGUGUUCUUCAGCUGUAAGAGGGGUUAUCUUCUCCUGGGCUCCAUCUCUCGUACCUGCCUGCCCAAUCUCACCUGGAGCGGCAUACAGCCAGAAUGCAUAGCCCAUCACUGUAGUCAGCCUGAGUUGCCAGGUCAGUCUGACGUGAGUGCCAUAGAGCUGCCUUCUCUGGGCUACACGCUCAUCUACGUGUGCCAGCCAGGCUUCUACCUGUCGUCCGGGUCAGAACAUCGCACCUGCAGACCCGACGGCAGCUGGACCGGCAAACCGCCCACAUGCUCUCCUGACGACAGGCCAAGUGAUAAGACCAUUGGCACAGUACAGGAGCCGCCCAACAACAAGCUCCCCGUGCCGGGCGGUGUGUUUGCCAAGAACUCCCUAUGGCGGGGCUCCUAUGAGUACUUGGGGAAGAAACAGCCGGCCAUGCUGAGCGUCACCGCCUUCGAGCCCUUCAGCAACCGCGUCAACGCCACCCUCAUCGACCAGAGCGGAGUGGAGCUCAAACUCGCAGGUGUGUACAAGCGCGAGGAGGCCCAGCUGCUGUUGCAGGUGCAUCAGGUGCGAGGGCCCGUGGAGAUCUUCAUGAACAAGUUCAAGAUCGACAACUGGGCCCUGGAAGGACGGGUAUCGUACAUGCCAUCCACAAACUCCUUCUUCUAUCAGGGCCUAGUCAGAGGAAAAGGCUUCGGCCAAUUUGGACUCCAGAGAUUAGAUAAUCUGGACCCCAGGGGAGAUAGCGCGAGCUACAACUUUGCCUCCAACAGCAGCUCUGUAGCGGCUGCUAUCCUAGUGCCUUUCAUAGCUAUGAUCAUCGCAGGGUUCGCACUGUACCUCUACAAACACAGAAGAAGACCCAAAGUCCCGUUUAAUGGCUACGCGGGGCAUGAAAACAGUAACGGCAGGGCCACCUUCGAGAACCCCAUGUACGACCGAAACAUCCAGCCCACGGACAUCAUCACCAACGAAACAGAGUUCACCGUCAGCACUGUCUGCACCGCCGUAUAGCCCUCACACAAACACACACACGCACACCA